GGAAAGGAGAAAGGAAAGGGAGACGCGGCUGGGUGCGGCGCGGCACGGCUGGGAGACCGGCGGGAGGGCGCCGCCUCCUCCCCCGCCCUCUCCGCUGAGGAUGGAAGUGACGAAAGCAGCCGAGGAGGUCACUUCCUGCUGGGGUGGAUGAGGAGGAGCCGGAGACGCCGCGGAGGAGACGGGACCGAAGACGGACCGUGCCGGCGAGAGCAGGAGGGUGAAAAUGAAAGCAGGCUGUAGCAUCGUGGAAAAGCCAGAAGGAGGUGGAGGGUAUCAGUUUCCUGACUGGGCCUAUAAAACAGAGUCAUCCCCAGGCUCCCGGCAGAUCCAGCUGUGGCACUUUAUCCUGGAGCUGCUGCAGAAGGAGGAGUUCCGCCAUGUCAUCGCCUGGCAGCAGGGAGAAUACGGGGAAUUCGUCAUCAAGGAUCCCGACGAGGUGGCCCGCCUCUGGGGCCGCAGGAAGUGCAAACCACAGAUGAAUUAUGACAAGCUGAGCCGGGCCCUGAGAUACUAUUACAACAAGAGGAUCCUUCAUAAAACAAAAGGGAAAAGGUUUACUUAUAAAUUUAACUUCAACAAGCUGGUGAUGCCCAACUAUCCAUUCAUCAACAUUCGGUCAAAUGGUGUGGUCCCCCAGAGUGCGCCACCAGUGCCAACAGCCUCUUCCCGGUUCCAUUUCCCACCUCUGGAGACCCAUUCCCCGACUAGCGAUGUGCAGCCAGGCCGGUUCUCUGCCAGCUCCCUCCCUGCUUCUAGCCAGGAGCCAAGUAAUGGCACCGAUAGAAAGGUGGAGCUUUCGGAGCUGGAGGAUGGCCCAGCCGCUGACUGGCGCCGGGGCGUGGAUCUCCUGUCCUCCCGGAAUGCUGUCGGUGGAGGGCUGGGCCAUCCGAAGCGCAAGCCUGACAUCAUGCUUCCUCUGUUCACUAGGCCGGGGAUAUACCCUGACCCCCACAGUCCCUUCGCCGUCUCUCCGAUCCCUAGCCGUGGAGGCGUCCUUAAUGUCCCCAUUUCGCCAGCCCUCUCCCUGACUCCCACCAUCUUCUCCUAUAGCCCAUCGCCAGGCCUGAGCCCCUUCACCAGCAGCAGUUGCUUCUCCUUCAACCCCGAGGAAAUGAAACACUACCUUCAUUCUCAAGCCUGUUCUGUGUUCAACUACCAUCUGAGUCCACGGACAUUUCCCCGCUAUCCUGGGCUCGUGGUUCCACCACUGCAGUGCCAAAUGCAUCCCGAGGAGUCAACCCAGUUUUCUAUCAAGCUGCAGCCCCCGCCCGUUGGGCGGAAGAACCGGGAGAGGGUGGAGAGCAGUGAGGAGGCAGCACCUGUCGCUGUUCCCACGCUGGCUCCUGUCCCCCCGAGAAUUAAGGUGGAGCCGGCCCCUGAAAAGGAUCCUGAGAGUCUCCGGCAGCCAGCCCGAGAGAAGGAGGAUCCUUCCCAAGACGAGGGCACUGUGCCAAGCAGGACCACAGAAGAGGAAAAAGGCACCAUCUUUGUCCGCCCAGCUGCUCCGCCCAUCUGGCCCUCUGUACCCAUUAGCACCCCAGGUGAAGAGCCCCUCGAGGUGACUGAAGACAGUGAGGACAGGCCUGGCAAGGAGCCCGGUGCCCCUGAGAAGAAAGAAGAUGCCGUGAUGCCCCCCAAGCUUCGAUUGAAGCGACGCUGGAAUGACGACCCUGGAGCCCGGGAGCUGAGCAAGAACGGCAAGUUCCUUUGGAACGGGUCAGGACCCAGGGGCUUGGCAACGGCCGCUGCUGACGCGUAGAACUGGAAGCUGGAAGCGGAUUGGGAGCUGUUUAUACUAUAAUCAAACACACACAUGUAUUUAUGUAGCAAGAUUUCAGGGCGGGGGUGGGGUGGGGAGGGAAUUAGACUGGUUUGAUCAUUCUAGGGGCAUAGACUUGUAUUUUUAUGUUUGGGGGAUAGGAUAGGGUAUCUUCUGUUGUAUAUUAGGUGGGAUGUGAACACACUUUUUUUCCUGGUGAGUAGGACACGGAACGGGUAUUGAACUGAAAGGAGAAAGAGCCUCUGUUUCCUGGUGGGGCUUACACUUUCUGACAGACUCCCAGAGGGCCAAGAGACCGUCUGGUCCCAGGAUAGUUCAGGUUCCGGACUUCUUGCUUUUCUAUUGUAUUUAUGUAUGGAAAGCCAUUAAUGAAUUUAUUUUGCUCUGAGCGCUAUACAGAAAAGGGAAGGGGGUGUGGUUGGGAGGUUGAGCAGUGAGAGACCAUUAGUACUGAGUGUUUUGCCUGACCUGUUCCUUUACAUUUAUUUCAGGGGAGGAAUAAGAUAAUCUGUCUUACUUGGGCAAGGGAAUGUUCAGAUGUUGCUCUUUUUCUUUUUCCCUUUGUGGUUGUUUGGCUUUUUUCUUCUUUUUCCCCUUCCUUAUAAAAUGUUUUCAGGAAACAUGAAAUGUACUGCCAGUUAGAAUGGAGCUGGGAAGGCACAGGCCCUGAGCCUCCCCUGCAAGGUCAAGACAGGAAGCCCUGCUGUGAAUUUCUUGGACAUCUCACCUACUUCACCUAUCGAGAAGCCAUGAUGAGUCGUAAACUCUUGUUCAGGGAAGAAAGAAGAGGGCAGGAGGAAGUAACCCAAUGCCUUUAAAAAAACAAAAACACAACAAUGUUCUUGGUUGUUUUUUUGGUUUGGUUUUGGUUUUCCAUCCUGGGUUUGGGGAGCCAAACCAAAGUGUGACUGAGCGAGUUCACUGAGAGACAAGACAGAGUCGACGAUGUCUUUCCGUUGGGUCCGGUUCUCUUACUGUUUUCUCGAGUCAAGCCUUAACCAUGAACAUACUUCAACAUGAUACGGGUCUGUCAGCGUGAACCUGUAGAAGGGCAUGGACAACGUUUCACGUAAUCCAGGCGUGUUGAAAAAUGCUUACGUUUUAGGCUGAUAUGUAAUCAUCCCGUCUUGGUGUUCUUGGGAUGGGUAGCAAAAAGGCAGGAUUGAGGGAGUUGAGGGCAUAUGGUACCUGGAAAUGCAGAAGGUAGCUGGGGGUGCAAGUGGAUGUUUAUUGAGACUGAAGGAGGAGGUGGACAGGAGACACAGGAGGCAGGCAUGUGCCAGGAGGCCUGGCAUAAGUGAAAGAGUGGGUGUCUGUCCUGUGCGAUGUUGCCCUUCUUGCGGUACCCAUUCCCCUCGAUUGUUCUAAUUCUCAUGAUCAGUUAACUCUCCUACAUGAAACUCCAGGAAAUUCCCAUCCAUCAACUUGAAAGGAGUGGGAAGGUAUUGAUCUCAAAUGAAGCAAAGGGGGUCUGGGCUAGGGGCAGGGAGAAAGCAGCCACAGCCAGCUGUGCACACGCGUGUGUAAGUACGUAGCGUACGGAAGUACCUAGCAGGCUGAGGUCCACCAACCAACAGGGAGAGAAAAAAAUAACCCGUAUCUGAUGGGGGCGAGGAGUGGGCACAGGGAUGCUAUCUGGAAAUUGGAGAAAUUCCCAACUCCAUCUUAACCGAGGUGAACUCUGUACUAAGAAGCAUUUGAGGGUUGUCUUCAUGGUGUGUGUGUGGGGGGGGGGGGGUCUUUUUUAAACCAGAGUGCAUGCAUGAGCAAGGGGCCUGGGAAAGGUUAGGGCAGGAGAGCAAGUUAUUAGGUGGCUUAAGAUGACUUGAGUCCAUCGUUCUAUUUUUUUAGCACAUGUCCUCCCCCUUGUUUGAUUCAGAUUCCAUGAGUGACUUGUCUUUCCCUGGGAAAGGGAUUAGGAGAGUGGUCCCUAACAGCUCAGGCUUUGGUCAGGCUGCCUUUGGUUAGUUGUGUUUUUGUCAGUUUCUUUCUCUGUACCUUGACUUACCUCGAAUCAGAAAGCAAGCCUGGGCAGCUGGAAGAGGCAUCUCUGCUCGGCAUCGCCCGGUCUAACCAGGGAGGCUGGCUGCCCACCGUCCCUGUCCACUAGUGGGGAGGGCCGGCAGGUGUCAGUAUGAACUCAGGAAUAGAAACAUGAGGCCUUUAAAAUAAGAGGGAGAAAAAAAAUCCGUGAUGCAUACCUGUAACCCCCUAGAACCCAAGUGCCAGAAUUAAUUCCUAGAUGCUGCUUCUGUUUGAACAACAAGUCACUGCUUUUACACUUGAAAAAACACUCAAAAAAUGUUCAACUCCAUGAAGAAUGUUUUUGGCUUUAAGAAGUUGUUUGGUGUUUAACUGUUUCCUUUGAUUGCCAUUCCACCAGUAAAUCAUUGAUUGAUUUGCACUGCACACUGGGGUUGGGGUUGAGGGGAGGGUCCCACACAGAGCCGAACUCAGGCCUGCCCAGGAAGUGAACUAGGGGAUGUGGAGGUCACUGGUAUUUCCUGGGGUAAAGGGGCAGGAGGUAAUUGUUUCUCCCUGAGCCCACUCUUGGCAGCACUUGUCACCAGGCUGGCACGAAGUUAGGCCUUUCUCUUCUGUGAGCAUCUCAUCACUGUCCCAACAGCAGGUGGAAUGGGUGCAGGGGGACAAGACCAGACCUAUUUUCCGGCCCCAGCUUUUCCAACUUUUGCUGUGCCAAAUGUUUAAAAUUUUGCAAAUAUAAAUCUUGAAAUUUUAUUACUCAAGAAUCUGUUCAUGCAACCUGUUAGCCUUUUUGACUAUAGAGAAGAAAAUAGUAGAGAUCCUUUCAGGGCAUCCAGCCUUGUUGAGCUGUUUUUUGUUGUGUUUGUUUUCUAAGAACAGCUAGGAGUGAAAUAUAAACAAUUCACUAAGUCUCUUCAAUCCCCAGUUUGCAAGCUGCACUGCAUUAAACCCAGCUCGCUAACUAACACAGGGAAUUACCGCACCCUAGUCCUCAGUGGGCCAAGAAACUUUCAGAAGCAUUAAAAAAAAAAAAAAAUAGUUGAAGUAUAUCACUUCUCACCAAGCGGGUAGAGUCACUUGGCUGUCUGUCCCUUGUUUUUUAUUUAUUCCAUAAUUAUGUUUGUGUUUCAUGUUUUGUAAACAGUAGUGGAACAUACUUUUAAAUUUUGUUUAAAAAAAAAUUUUUAAUCCAA
This is a messenger RNA of Phacochoerus africanus (Common warthog), 4959 nucleotides long. It is a transcript of the gene ETV3, whose product is annotated as ETS variant transcription factor 3. Bases 224 to 1759 code for a protein of 511 amino acids. The transcript is spliced from 5 exons. The record is from RefSeq and is a predicted model, not a curated record. Gene Ontology annotation, biological process: cell differentiation; regulation of transcription by RNA polymerase II. Gene Ontology annotation, cellular component: nucleus. Gene Ontology annotation, molecular function: DNA-binding transcription factor activity, RNA polymerase II-specific; sequence-specific DNA binding. NCBI's taxonomy places the organism in Eukaryota, Metazoa, Chordata, Mammalia, Artiodactyla, Suidae.